This is a messenger RNA of Cryphonectria parasitica EP155, 1607 nucleotides long. RefSeq names its product putative MFS allantoate transporter. Gene Ontology annotation, molecular function: dipeptide transmembrane transporter activity; allantoate transmembrane transporter activity. Gene Ontology annotation, biological process: tripeptide transport; allantoate transport; transmembrane transport. The transcript has 3 exons. The record is from RefSeq and is a predicted model, not a curated record. The coding region runs from base 1 to 1512 and encodes 503 amino acids. NCBI's taxonomy places the organism in Eukaryota, Fungi, Ascomycota, Sordariomycetes, Diaporthales, Cryphonectriaceae. Gene Ontology annotation, cellular component: plasma membrane.
AUGUAUCGACCUUCUCCAACGUUACUCGGCCAUGUGGUCCUUAAACACGCUGAUCGCAACGAUGCAGACGAGGCGCUUAAGGUGCUGGAGGCAGAAAACGGCGAGGUCAUCGAGCUGACGCCCGAGGAGGAGCGCAAGCUCCUCCGCAAGAUCGACCUCCACCUCAUGCCACUCCUGUGUCUGGUCUACGGCCUCAACUACCUGGACAAAACGACUGUAUCGUACAGCAGUAUUAUGGGAUUUAAAACGGACAUUGGACUCGUGGGUCAACAGUACAGCUGGAUCGGCAGCAUGUUCUACUUUGGUUACCUCUUCUGGGAAUAUCCAACCAACCGCCUCCUGCAGCGGCUUCCCCUGGGCAAAUAUUCGAGCCUGAACGUUAUUGCCUGGGGCUUAAUCCUCGCAUGCAUGGCUGCCACCAAAAACUUUGCUGGAGCCAUGACGGUGCGCUUCUUCUUGGGCGUAUUUGAGUCCGCCGUCACACCUGGGUUUGCCCUCUUCACCUCUCAGUGGUACACCAUCAAGGAGCAGGGCGCCAGGACGGGUAUAUGGUUUAGCUUCAACGGCUGGGGCCAGAUUCUCGGCGGAUUCGUGGCUUAUGGCAUCGCCGUAGGCACGACCAAGCACCCCGUCGCCAUCGAGUCCUGGCAGCUCCUAUUUCUGGUCAUCGGUCUGUUCACCUCUUUCAUCGGCUGCAUUUUCUUCUUCGUCAUGCCCGAUAACCAGAUGAACGCUCGGUUUCUGACGCCGAGGGAGAGGAUCCUCGCCGUGGAACGCAUCCGGAUCAACCAGCAGGGCGUCGGAAACAAGCACUUCAAAUCCUAUCAGUUCAAGGAGGCCCUCACCGACCCUAUGAUCUGGGCCUUUGUCUUUUACAGCUUUGUCGCUGAUAUUCCCAACGGCGGCAUCUCCAACUUCUUUAGCCAGUUGAUUGUGUCUUUUGGCUUCUCCAACGAACAAUCUCUGCUGUUGGGAACCCCCGGCGGGGCUGUUGAGGUCAUCACGCUGGUUGCAGCGGGUAUCAUUGGCGACAGAUGGGGCAACCGCCUCCUGGUCUCUUCGGGAGGUCUGAUACUAGCCAUCAUCGGCAUGCUCCUGAUUGCCUGCCUCGACGACAACCACAGCGUCGGCAAGCUCAUCGGCUACUACCUGACGCAGGCCUCAGCGACACCCUUUGUGGCCCUGCUCUCUCUCAUCUCGACCAACGUCGCAGGCUGGACCAAGAAGACCACAGUGGCCGCCAUGUACCUCAUCGGCUACUGCGUGGGCAACAUCAUCGGGCCCCAGGUCUUCCAGGCCAAGGAUGCGCCCGAGUACAGGCCGGCCGAGAUCACCAUUGUGGUGUGCUGGGUGCUUGCCCUGCUGGAUAUCCUGUUCAUCUACUUUUGGUGCCGGCGCCAGAACAAGAAGAAGGCCGAGGCUCGGGCGCAGCCUGGCUAUGUGAAGCUGGAGGGGCAGGAGUUCUUUGAUCUGACGGAUAAGGAGAACCCUGAGUUCAUCUAUAGCCUGUAGGCUGGGGGAUGCAAACAUAUAUUAAUGCAGAUGGGCUGCGAUGUAACCAGGCAAAAUCGGAACUUGCAGUACUAUUCACUUCUCUUCCCCUUGUG